This is a messenger RNA of Pogoniulus pusillus (Red-fronted tinkerbird), 1487 nucleotides long. It is a transcript of the gene TBPL2, whose product is annotated as TATA-box binding protein like 2. NCBI's taxonomy places the organism in Eukaryota, Metazoa, Chordata, Aves, Piciformes, Lybiidae. The transcript is spliced from 7 exons. The record is from RefSeq and is a predicted model, not a curated record. Gene Ontology annotation, biological process: DNA-templated transcription initiation. The coding region runs from base 329 to 1300 and encodes 323 amino acids. Gene Ontology annotation, molecular function: RNA polymerase II general transcription initiation factor activity; DNA binding.
GCAUUAUCUCUGCGAACUCUGGGUCGCAGCUCCAACUCGUUCACCUUCAAGCCCCGCAGAAGGGAGCAGGCUCGGAGGGGCUCAGAAGCAGGUUGGUUGAAAAUUCCCGGGAAGCACAGGAGGAGACUCCGAUGUCUCCAGCCCUGCUCCUCCGACCGCGCCCGCAGCCAAACCCGCCGAGAGACAGGUGAAAGCCUCAAAGGCUCUUUGAUUGGGGUGCUCACAAAACCAGCCGCAGCUGCCGCGGCCGCUGCUCCGCGGCGCUGAAGCCCGAGCUGGGGUGGACGGGAAGGUUGUUCGGGGGUGACGGGGGCGGCUGGCGGCGCCCAUGGAGGGCGGAUCGCCGCUGGAGGGGUACCUGGAGCACUGCGACGGGCAGGAUGACCUCUCAGCAAGUCCUCCUCAUCUCUUUCUGCCCAUGAACCUUUAUGAUGUAGACCUUCCAAUCCAAUCAACCGAAGAUGCACUGUUCAGUUCUCAGUUUAAUCAGUCCAAAGAGCUUCCUGUGGACUUUUCCUCUGUGGACCUCAGCUUUCUUCCAGAUGUUACCCAAGAUAAAGAACAAACUCAGUCUGAAGAUGGUCAUGAAAACCAAAAAGAGCUUGAUGGGUCAAUGUCAAGAAAUGAGGAUGGCAGAGGCUAUGUGGAUGAGAACAGCUUGUAUGACCCAGGUGCAGCUCAACCACCUCCUGAAGCACCCGACGCAUGCCGUCCUCUGACCCCCAUGACCCCGGUGACAUCUGCCUCAGAAAGCACUGGCAUAGUUCCUCAGCUGCAGAACAUAGUGUCAACUGUAAACCUGGCUUGUAAGCUAGAUCUGAAGAGCAUAGCUCUGCAUGCCAGGAAUGCAGAGUACAACCCCAAGAGAUUUGCAGCUGUGAUCAUGAGAAUCAGGGAGCCACGAACAACAGCCCUCAUCUUCAGCUCAGGAAAAAUGGUCUGCACAGGAGCAAAAAGUGAAGAGCAGUCACGGCUGGCAGCCAGGAAGUAUGCACGUGUGGUGCAGAAGCUUGGGUUCCCUGCCAAGUUCCUGGACUUCAAGAUCCAGAAUAUGGUUGGAAGCUGUGAUGUGAGGUUCCCUAUCCGUCUGGAAGGCUUGGUUCUCACUCAUCAGCAGUUCAGCAGCUAUGAGCCCGAACUGUUUCCUGGCCUUAUUUAUAGGAUGGUGAAACCAAGGAUAGUGCUGCUUAUCUUUGUGUCUGGGAAAGUUGUACUGACUGGAGCAAAGGAGCGUUCUGAAAUCUAUGAAGCAUUUGAGAACAUCUACCCCAUUCUAAAAGGCUUCAAGAAAUCAUCCUAAGAUGGUCCAUAAAGCAAUUAACAGUAACCCCUGGGUUUGUACUGCUGUGUUUGGAACAGAAGUGAGGGAAUUCCUGCACCCAGUUGUAUAGCUGUGGGUUAUUAAGCAGCUCUAAAUGCUCUGAGUGCCAGGGUUAGGGCAAACUGCAAUAUAGUUUAUUAAAAGGGUUUGGUUGUUUUUGCUUUCA